Melanotaenia boesemani (Boeseman's rainbowfish) is the source of this 1137-nucleotide messenger RNA. RefSeq names its product TSR3 ribosome maturation factor (gene tsr3). The transcript has 7 exons. The record is from RefSeq and is a predicted model, not a curated record. Lineage: Eukaryota; Metazoa; Chordata; Actinopteri; Atheriniformes; Melanotaeniidae. The coding region runs from base 111 to 995 and encodes 294 amino acids. Gene Ontology annotation, molecular function: rRNA small subunit aminocarboxypropyltransferase activity. Gene Ontology annotation, biological process: maturation of SSU-rRNA.
UGCAUAGAGGCUGCAUGGCAUGUUUCUCACGAUAAAAUAGCCAGCGCUAAUUUAUCUGGAAGCUGGCGUAAGCUAUAUUCCUGUUGUGAAAAAUCAACCGAGGUUGCAACAUGGGGCGAAAGAAGGGCAAGUUUGUGCGCCCUGAGAAUAAGGGGAAAGAUAAACGGCAUAAAAUGAAAGGCAAGUCUUUAGAGGCCUUUACAGAAGAAAUGCACUCUGCUUUUGAAGCAAGUCUUCACUUAGAGGAGGGAGCAGAGGCACCACUGAAGAAACUGCCAUGUCCACUUGCAAUGUGGGACUUGGGUCACUGUGAUCCUAAACGUUGUACUGGCAGAAAGUUGGUGCGGAAGGGCUUUGUUCGCAACCUGCGCCUCAAUCAGAGAUUUAAUGGACUUAUACUGAGUCCAAUGGGUGCAAAGUAUGUGACACCAGCAGACAGAGAAAUUGUUGCUCAGAAUGGCCUAGCAGUGAUUGACUGUUCAUGGGCCAAACUGGAGGAGACACCCUUCAAUAAGAUGGUUGGAAGUCAUCCCAGGUUAUUGCCGUACCUCGUAGCUGCAAACCCUGUCAACUACGGCAAGCCCUGCAAGUUAUCUUGUGUUGAGGGUUUUGCUGCCACAUUCUGCAUUGUCGGUUUUGAGGAACUGGCAGUUCUCCUUCUGAAGAAAUUUAAAUGGGGGACAGUGUUCCUGGACCUCAAUAAAGUUCUUCUUGAUCGCUACGCUGCAUGUCAAUCGGAAGAAGAGCUGCUCUCAGUAGAGAAGGAAUUUCUCAUGUCUAAACCAGAAGAGGAGGAGUUUGAUCCAUUUGAUGUCAACUGUGGAAUGAAAUGUAUGAAUCUCAACAGACGGCAGUGUGUGCCUGAAGAAGAAGAAGAUGAUGAUGAUGAUAAUUCUAGUGGAGACACGGAUACAUCAGAAGAUGAAGAAAAAGCAGAAGCCAACAACACAGAUAUCAAUGAGUCAGAGUCUCAUCAUCAAGAUAAAGAAGGCUGAAUCAAUUACGUCACAAUGAGGAACAUUUCUAAUGUGGAUCCCUUUAACGCAAAGACUGGCUAAAUUAUUGUAAUACUUCAUACAUAACAUUGUUUUCCUAAAGACUGGAAUACUGUGCAAAAUGUAAAUAAAAAAAUAAUCU